GUCCAGCAAGAACAAAGCAACCACACCACAGAACCUGUAAUAGAUGACUAUAAAAAGAUGGGGACUCUCUUUGGCGAACUAAACAAAAGCCUUAUCAGAAUAGGCUUCACAAGGAUGUACUUCGGAGAACGGAUAGUAGAACCUGUGAUAAUUAUAUUCUUCUGGGUUAUGCUCUGGUUUCUUGGCCUACAAGCUCUUGGACUGGUUGCUGUUCUGUGCCUUGUCAUUAUUUAUGUACAACAGUAA
Messenger RNA from Phaethon lepturus (White-tailed tropicbird), 246 nucleotides. RefSeq names its product chromosome unknown open reading frame, human C4orf32 (gene FAM241A). Lineage: Eukaryota; Metazoa; Chordata; Aves; Phaethontiformes; Phaethontidae. Gene Ontology annotation, cellular component: intracellular membrane-bounded organelle. The annotation marks the transcript as partial. The record is from RefSeq and is a predicted model, not a curated record. The transcript has a single exon.